AACGACAAAUAACUGUGAAAAUGGAGACCCUACGAACAAUCACAAUAGAGAGAGCCUUGAGCCUUGAGCUUUGAGCCUUUGAGCUUUUGAGCUUUUUCAAGUCUCUUCUUCUUCUUCUUCUUCUAGCUAGGGUUUACUCGAAACCACAAGAGAAGAAGAUCAAAGAAAAAGAAAAAUGCAGACGAAUUAUGAUAAUAAUCUUCCUGAUUUCAUGGAUGGCGACUGUUGCUCACCACCACAACUACUUCAAAACCACCACCAUUAUUACUCUCAUCAUCAUCAUCAUCAUCAAGAUCAUGGCGAAGAAGCUCAUCACAACCUUCAUUAUUAUCCACACCAACCUGUUCAGCCAUGGCAGUACCGAGCUGAGCAAGAAACAGUUCUGAAACUGAGCUACCAGUCUCAGCAGGUCCCACAACUACUGAAUUUCAAGCUGGGUCUGAACGAGAAUUGUACUGCUACUACUACUACUACUUCUACUACUGCUUCUGCUAAUAAUGCACUUCAUCAGUUUCACCACCUCUACUUUCCCGAGAAACAAACACAUUUUGUUGAGUCCACCAAGCCCAAAUAUCGUCGGCAGCCACAAGAAUAUUCCAUUUCCAAUGAGCCCUUUUGUUUUGCAGACGACAACAGUAAGGACAACUAUAGUCUGAAUGAGCUUGAUGCUGUCUACAACCUUGCCAAGAUCGGUGAUAAUAGUAUUCCUUGUGAAGGUGGGGCUGCCAUUGAUGGUGCAACUUCCAUAGGAGAAGAGGGUUUGUUGAUGAGGAAGCUUAAGAAGAAGAAGAGGAAGAGAAGAAUUAGAAAGGAAGUAAUUCUAUUGAGCUCGAUGACUCGAUUCUUCAAAGGCUUAGUGGAGAAGAUCGUGAGCCACCAGGACAGACUGCAUGAGAAUUUCUUGGAAUCUAUGGAUAGAAUGGAGAAAGAGAGAAUGAAGAGAGAAGAAGCAUGGAAGCGCGAGGAAGCUCGAUGGCAUAACAGAGAAGCCAUUGCCAAAGUUCAUGAACAAGCUCAAGCUUUAAACAGAGAGGAAGUUAUUGUCUCACACAUUGAAAAUAUCACAGGCCAAAGAGUCAACUUUCCCAUUUGAUGAUGAUGAUGAUGAUGAUUUUGAUCCAAUGUUGGGAAGAGCUUAGUGCUUCGUUCAUUGGCUUUAGUGGGUUGAAAAAGAAGUGUGAAAAUAUGCAAAGAAAAAGCAAGAAAAUGUAGCUAUAUAUACUCGAAUACUCUCGUUCUUAUUAUUACUUUGAUCGUUUGGAUCAAUUAUACCAAAAGAAAAAAGCCUCUGUAAGGAUGUAAUUUCUUAGUGUGGUAAGCUCAUGAAAAUGUAGAAUUUUAAAAGGAGAAGACCAUGAUCAAGAUGAGCAAAAUAGACAACCAAGUAGAUGAUGAUGAUGACUAAGAUGAAGUUGAAAAAGAGGAGAAUGUACAUUAGCAAUACUACUAACUACUUAGCUCUAUUAUUGUACUUUGUUUCAGUAUUAUAUUAAUUGUACGUCAUUUUACUAUAUAUUAUUGUUGCAAGUUCGGAUUAUAGCUCUGCUGAUUUCUUGUUCAUUAUAAAUGUAAUCUAUACAUUGUGUGUUUAAUUUUGGU
This is a messenger RNA of Humulus lupulus (European hop), 1599 nucleotides long. RefSeq names its product trihelix transcription factor GT-2-like. Bases 176 to 1093 code for a protein of 305 amino acids. The record is from RefSeq and is a predicted model, not a curated record. The transcript is spliced from 2 exons. NCBI's taxonomy places the organism in Eukaryota, Viridiplantae, Streptophyta, Magnoliopsida, Rosales, Cannabaceae.